AUGAAGCUGCUGAUUCUUGUAAUCCUUUGCAUUUGGCUGGCCAAUGGAUUACAAAGAGUACCUCUGAAAAAACACAAAUCUUUGCGGAAAACUUUGAGAGAACGUGGACAGCUUUCUCAGUUUUGGAAGAGCCACAAGCUGGACAUGAUCCAAUACACCCAGGAAUGCUCAGCUUUCAAGGAUACCAGUGAGCCACUCCUCAACUAUUUCGAUGUGGAAUAUUUUGGACAAAUCUCUAUCGGGAAUCCACCACAGAAUUUCACAGUACUCUUUGAUACUGGCUCCUCCAACCUAUGGGUACCAUCAGUAUACUGCGCCAGCAAAGCGUGUGCGGCCCAUUCUAGAUUCCACCCAUCACAAUCCAGCACCUACACAGAAGUGGGAACUGCCUUUUCCAUCCAGUAUGGCACUGGCAGCUUGACAGGAAUAAUUGGAAUGGAUCAAGUAAUUGUUGAAGGACUGACUAUAGCCAAUCAGCAGUUUGCAGAAAGCACCUCCGAACCUGGAAGCACUUUUCUAGAUUCUGAAUUUGAUGGGAUCCUUGGCUUGGCCUAUCCAUCCCUGGCAGUAGAUGGAGUCACCCCAGUGUUUGACAACAUGAUAGCCCAAAACCUGGUGGAACUACCAAUAUUUUCUGUUUAUUUGAGCAGGAACCCAGAUUCUUCUGUAGGAGGGGAACUGGUUUUCGGUGGAUUUGAUCCUUCCCAUUUCAGUGGUAACCUCAAUUGGAUUCCAGUCACUAAACAGGGAUAUUGGCAGAUCCUACUGGAUAAUAUCCAGGUUGGUGGGACAAUUGAAUUCUGUGCAGAAGGAUGCCAGGCUAUAGUGGACACAGGAACCUCUCUCAUCACAGGUCCUUCUGAGGACAUAAAGCAGAUGCAAAAUCUAAUUGGGGCUCAACCUGUAGAUGGAGAGUAUGCUGUAGAAUGCAACAACCUGAAUGUGAUGCCUUCUGUUACUUUCACGAUCAACGGAAUCCCUUACACUCUUACCCCAGAGGCUUACACCCUCGCGGACUCCAGUGAUGGGAUGCAACUUUGCACCAGCGGCUUCCAGGGUCUGGACAUGCAAACGACAUCCGGGCCACUCUGGAUUCUAGGGGAUGUUUUCAUUGGCCAGUACUACUCUGUCUUUGACCGUGGGAAUAACAGAGUAGGGUUAGCUCCCGUUGCCUCUUAAUCUACUCGGCAGGUACAGCAGUCUAGGUACCAGGCUUUAUUUCUGUCUCUUUUUGAACGGUCUGGAUAAAAUAAUCUCCUUCAUUGUGGCACGCUUUUCUGCAAGAGUGCAACAGGGAUAAUGACAUUUAUUUUUAUAUGUAUAAAUGUUUUGAUGUCCCAGGCAGAAGGAUCCCAGCAGGGAAAGCUGACCUGCACAUUUUAGGAAAGGCUCUUGCACAUUUGUUUUUUUCUCUAAACUUUUAUCAAUAUUGAGUUAUGGCAACCUGCAGAUUCAUGUCACUGUACUGAAAUCAUGCACUGUGAGAAGGUUUUUCUCCUCCCUUCCUGUGUAACUCAUGAAAAGCAGGCGUGCUCUUUAAUUGGCUGAACAGAUGAACUUGUUUACUUUCUUCUGUUGCAGUUUGUUAAUAUAAUAGGAAAUGGGAGGAUUUAAAGAAUCAACUGGCAAUACUGUGUUUAUUAAAUUGUACAUUGUCUUGUGAUCUCAACUUUUUUUUAAAAAAAAGCACCUUAUAUUAAGGUUUCUACAACAUGCAAAUGUACUUAACUUUAAUUAAAUAA
Pogona vitticeps (central bearded dragon) is the source of this 1742-nucleotide messenger RNA. It is a transcript of the gene CTSE, whose product is annotated as cathepsin E. Gene Ontology annotation, molecular function: aspartic-type endopeptidase activity. Gene Ontology annotation, biological process: proteolysis; antigen processing and presentation of exogenous peptide antigen via MHC class II. Lineage: Eukaryota; Metazoa; Chordata; Lepidosauria; Squamata; Agamidae. Gene Ontology annotation, cellular component: endosome. The record is from RefSeq and is a predicted model, not a curated record.